AUGUUCAGAGGGAACACGCUUACGGGGACUCUUCCGCCGUCCAUCGGUCUGCUAACCCGCCUGCAGUUUCUGUUCAUUUCCGACAACGGCGGGACGAUGAAGAAACUGAUCUCCUUGGAUCUCUCCGCGAAUCGCCUCGCGCGAAGCAUUUCGGGGGGAGUGCUCAGCAGCCUUUCAGGUCUGAAGUAUCUUAAGAUUGCCGACAACCGGCUGACUGGUAGCAUUCCGAUGGAGACCGGCAACCUGACGGCGCUGGAGCUCUUGUUGAUUGACAAAAACCGGUUGGAAGGGCCGCUGCCGUCAAGUCUGGCGGCGUAUACUGGUCUGGUGUUGCUGGCGGCUGGAGAUAACCGUUUGGGGGGCCUGCUUCCUAUGAACACUCUGUUGCAACUCACGCAGCUGGAGAGCCUUUUUCUUAAAAGCAACGGCUUUGUUGUUACUUCGCUAGCCUCUCUUGUGCUCCACCCGACGCUGAGAAACGUCGAGCUGAGCCAAAACAAGGUCGCUCCGCGAAUCCUCACAACCAUUGGGCGAAUGAAAAGCAUUGAGUUCCUGAAUCUGUCGAGAGAUGGGCUGACAGGAUCUGUUCCCGCGUCUCUUCUAGCCUAUCAGCCGAAGCUGCGUGCACUCGACCUAUCUUUCAACAGGCUCUCGAGAAGAUCCCUUGGACUGCGGUGCAAGGCAUGCCAGAUUUAG
Closterium sp. Yama58-4 is the source of this 696-nucleotide messenger RNA. The record is from the annotation of a GenBank genome assembly. Lineage: Eukaryota; Viridiplantae; Streptophyta; Zygnematophyceae; Desmidiales; Closteriaceae.